Messenger RNA from Penicillium canariense, 1533 nucleotides. RefSeq names its product sulfatase family protein. Bases 1 to 1533 code for a protein of 510 amino acids. NCBI's taxonomy places the organism in Eukaryota, Fungi, Ascomycota, Eurotiomycetes, Eurotiales, Aspergillaceae. The transcript has a single exon. The record is from RefSeq and is a predicted model, not a curated record.
AUGGCUUCCGACACCCGCCCAAACAUUCUCUUCAUCAUGGCCGAUGACCAUGCCUCAAAAUCAAUUUCUUGCUAUGGCGCAGGGAUAAAUCACACGCCUAAUCUUGAUCGCCUAGCUACAGAAGGAAUGAAGUUUAAUCACUGCUAUGUGACAAACAGUAUCUGCACUCCCUCGCGAGCCGCAAUCUUGACGGGAACUCAUAACCAUGUCAACGGGGUCAUGACGCUCGAUUCUAAGAUCAACAAGCAUAUUCCCAAUGUUGCAAAGCACCUCAGAGUCGGCGGAUAUCAAACUGCGAUGGUUGGCAAGUGGCAUCUAGGUGAAGGGAAAGACCACGAGCCCACGGGCUUCGACUACUGGGAAAUUGUACCCGGCCAAGGCGAAUAUCAUGAUCCGCAAUUCAUCGGCCCCGACGGCAUCCAUCGUGAACGAGGAUACGCCACCGAUAUUAUCACAGACAAGAGUUUAGAUUGGAUCAAAGCUCGGGAUCCGAAGAAGCCCUUCUUCAUGAUGUGUCACCACAAGGCACCGCAUCGUAGCUGGGAGUGCGAUCCGAAGCACAAGCAUCUAUUCAAAGACCCCGUCCGCCUGCCAGAUACAUUCACAGACGACUACAAGAAUCGCGCAAGGGCUGCAGCAGUUGCCAAGAUGCGCGUGGCCGAGGAUCUCACCUAUAUGGACCUCGGAUUGGCGCAGCCAGAUGGUGGCAGCGACACAGUUGGCACCAAGAUGAUGGAUAUAUGGUGGUCGCACGACCGCAAGAUCCCGGAUCCAGACGACGUAACCCAGCUCAAACUAAUUGACAAAGACGACGGGACUGUUUUCACCUUCACUACUCGCAAGGAACUAGCCGAGUUCAAGUUCCAGCGCUACAUGCAACGGUACCUCCGCACGAUCCAAAGCAUCGACGAUAACGUGGGCCGGAUGCUGGACUUCCUCGAGGUCGAAGGCCUCGCAGAGAACACGGUCGUCAUCUACACGUCCGACCAGGGCUUCUUCCUCGGCGAGCACGGCUGGUUUGACAAGCGGCUCGUGUACGAGAAUAGUUUCAACAUGCCGUUUCUCAUUCGCUACCCGCGCGAGAUCGCGCUGGGCAGCGUAUGCAACGAUAUCAUCUGCAACGUGGACUUCGCGGCGACAUGGCUAGACUUCGCGACCCUCAGAAAACCAACCUACAUGCAGGGGGUCAGUUUCCGGGCCUUGCUGCAACAGCAGGCACCCACGGACUGGCAGCAGGUUGCGUAUCACCGGUACUGGAUGCACCGGGACGUGAUUCAUGAGGCGUAUGCGCAUUAUGCGGUGCGGGACCAGCGGUAUAAGCUUAUUUACUGGUAUAAUGAGGAUUUCGGGAUCGAGGGGACGAGGCCUGGUGGGGAGGAGAAGGAGUGGGAGCUUUUUGAUUUGGUGGAGGAUCCGUUGGAACUCUUUAAUUGUUAUCCUGAGAAGAAGUAUAAGGAUGUUGUAGGGUAUAUGACGAAGUUGUUGGAGGAUAAGAUGGAGGAGAUCGGGGAUGAGCCGGUACAUCCGCGGUAG